AAUGCCACGGCUGCCAAACCGAGGACCCUCCAACCCUCCAAAGCUUUUUUCGUCUCUGCGCCAUUUGCAGUCCUCUGCAUCAAUCGCUGCCAAUUUCCUCCCUCAAGCCUCUCUUAUCACCCGUCGCCCUUCUCACUCCUGUAAAUCCCCCGUUCCUCUCCCCCCUUCUCUCCCUCUUCACGCAGCACAUGCCUGCUUUUUCUAACCAUGCUGUCGCGAAACGCUGCUAGAUCUGCCCAGCGCCUGGCGCGGACGGCUACUCGCCAACAAUCCCACUUCCAGAACGCCUCCCGAUCUUUCGCGACCGUCCAGUCCGAUAUCUUCCAGCCGACCAAGUAUGGCGGCAAGUACACCGUCACCCUCAUCCCCGGCGACGGCAUCGGCGCCGAGGUGGCCGAGAGCGUCAAGACUAUCUUCAAGGCCGACAGCGUGCCCAUCACUUGGGAGCAGGUGGACGUUUCUGGCGUCGAGAGCGGCGCCCCCGGCAGCCUCGAGGAGAUGUUCCGCGAAUCGGUCGCCUCCCUGAAGAGGAACAAGCUGGGGCUGAAGGGUAUCCUACACACCCCCAUCAGCAGGUCGGGGCACCAGAGCUUCAACGUGGCCAUGCGCCAAGAGCUCGACAUCUACGCCUCCAUCUCCCUCAUCAAGAACAUCCCCGGCUACAACACGCGCCACAAGGACGUUGAUCUCUGCAUCAUCCGAGAAAACACCGAGGGCGAGUACAGCGGUCUCGAGCACCAGAGCGUGCCGGGCGUCGUCGAGUCGCUCAAGAUCAUCACCCGCGCCAAGUCGGAGCGCAUCGCCAAGUUCGCUUUCUCGUUCGCGCUGGCUAACAACCGGAAGAAGGUAACGUGCAUCCACAAGGCCAACAUCAUGAAGCUGGCCGACGGCCUGUUCCGUAGCACCUUCCACAAGACGGCCGCCGAGUAUCCGACGCUGGAGACCAACGACAUGAUCGUGGACAACGCCAGCAUGCAGUGCGUGUCGCGGCCCCAGCAAUUCGACGUCAUGGUCAUGCCCAACCUCUACGGCGGCAUCCUGUCCAACAUCGGCGCCGCCCUGGUCGGCGGCCCCGGCAUCGUGCCCGGCUGCAACAUGGGCCGCGAGGUUGCCGUCUUCGAGCCCGGCUGCCGGCACGUCGGCCUCGACAUCAAGGGGAAGGAUCAGGCCAACCCUACCGCUCUCCUGCUGUCCGGGUCGAUGCUGCUCCGCCACCUCGGCCUGGACGACCACGCCAACCGCAUCUCCAAGGCCGUCUACGGCGUAAUUGCCGAAGGAAAGUACCGCACGCGCGACAUGGGUGGCGAGGCCAGCACACACUCGUUCACCCGCGCGAUCCUGGACAAGAUGGAGACCUUGUAAUCGGAUGCAUCCGAGCUCGCAGUCCUAAAGACUCGCCGCCGAGACCACACGCCGUCUGCCGCCUGCCGCCUAUUUGCUUGCCCGGUUUACUCCUAAUAGAUAGAAGAGGGUGGAAUACAGAAGGAUUUAGGUGAGGAGGAAUAGAGGGGGGG
Durotheca rogersii is the source of this 1514-nucleotide messenger RNA. RefSeq names its product isocitrate dehydrogenase subunit 1. Gene Ontology annotation, cellular component: mitochondrion. The record is from RefSeq and is a predicted model, not a curated record. Gene Ontology annotation, molecular function: isocitrate dehydrogenase (NAD+) activity; NAD binding; magnesium ion binding. Gene Ontology annotation, biological process: tricarboxylic acid cycle; isocitrate metabolic process. Bases 208 to 1362 code for a protein of 384 amino acids. The transcript has 3 exons. NCBI's taxonomy places the organism in Eukaryota, Fungi, Ascomycota, Sordariomycetes, Xylariales, Xylariaceae.